UCCGCGCUCAGUGUAAACAAAAACAGCAAGUGCGUGUGACCCAAGUAUUUCACUGUUUGCAGUUCCCGAGAAGCUAGUCGACGUUUUACACUCGAAAGUAGCCAUGGCCGAUACCGCCGCACCAGCAAAGUCCCCAGCCAAGAAGAAGACCGCAAAGCCUAAGGUGCCUGCUGCACACCCCAAGUACAUCGACAUGAUCAGCGCUGCCGUUGCAUCUCUGAAAGAACGUGGUGGCUCAUCCCGACAGGCCAUUCUCAAGUACAUCAUGGCCAACUACAAAGUGGGCAACGAUGUUAACUCUAUCAACGCCCACCUGAAAAUGGCCCUGAAGAAUGGUGUUAAAAAAGGUGCUCUGAAGCAAGCCAAGGGCACAGGUGCUAGUGGCUCCUUCAAACUCGGAGACAAACCCAAGACCGAAAAGAAGCCUAAAGCCAAAAAAGUUGCCAAACCCAAGGCAGCCAAGCCCAAGAAGGCUGCCGCCAAGCCCAAGAAGCCAGCCGGAGAGAAGAAGGCCAAGACUCCAAAGAAGAAGGCCACAGCAGCCAAGAAACCAGCCGGACCCAAGAAAGCCAAGUCCCCCAAGAAAAAGGCAGCCGCCAAGUCACCAAAGAAGGCAGCAGCCAAGCCCAAGAAGGCCAAGACCCCCAAAAAGGCAGCAGCCAAGAAAACCAAGACUCCCAAGAAAGCAGCCGCCAAGAAAUAAGCAGUUUUCGCAUUCCAGGCAGACUGUCUACCUAAAAUAAAAAUACUAAAAAGCCCUUUUCAGGGCUACCCACAUUUUUAGAAAAGAUGCCUCAUUAACAGUCGUUAACGAAACGUGUGUGGAUAUCUUUCAUCGUAGUUUUAAUAAAUGGUGUUAAUAAAUUACAAAAUA
Messenger RNA from Saccostrea cuccullata (small rock oyster), 874 nucleotides. RefSeq names its product histone H1-delta-like. Gene Ontology annotation, biological process: chromosome condensation; nucleosome assembly; negative regulation of DNA recombination. Bases 104 to 703 code for a protein of 199 amino acids. Gene Ontology annotation, molecular function: nucleosomal DNA binding; double-stranded DNA binding; structural constituent of chromatin. NCBI's taxonomy places the organism in Eukaryota, Metazoa, Mollusca, Bivalvia, Ostreida, Ostreidae. Gene Ontology annotation, cellular component: nucleosome; nucleus. The transcript has a single exon. The record is from RefSeq and is a predicted model, not a curated record.